AUGUCGCAUGUCCACGUUGAAGUGGUGACUGGUGAGCAACACACCGUAACCACCGCGCAGCGGCAAGCUGUGGAAAUGGAGACCAAGUGCAAGAUCUCCUUGAGAGCGAGAAAAGUGCAGAGGCAGCUGCGCGUGGAAGGCAGUGUUUUUGGUGUCCAACUGGCAAGGAGAAUGAUGCACGAACUCACGUUUGAAGGACUGGAUUUCAAUGUUUUUGUUUGGGCCGCGGGGGAGGCGACUGGGAAGGCUAUAGCCUCCCCAAAGUCUAGAGCAAAUAAGUUGCAAAUUUCGGAAAGCAGUUAUAGAGUCUGCCAGCAUUGCAUGGUAGGACGGAGGCUGACAACGACAUCGUCUAAGAGCGCUCCUGCUGUGUCGGGCACUGCGGCUUUGCGAUCUGUGCCACCGCCAUGGCGAGCAGCUCCUCCGGUUAUGCCUCCACCACCGAAGAGAUGUCGAUUGGCGGAGGAUGCUACACCACUUGUAGCCUUAGCAUCCAGCAGCGCUGUGCCCGCGUCAGCGACCGCACCAGCGACUACCCAAUCCGAGUGGACUGCAACGACUUCAACGACCCCUAUAGGAAUCCUGGGCUGCAUGCUCACCCUGGAUGGCACUGUGGAAUUGCUUUCGCAGCGAGAGCUGGGAAAAUCUUAUGAGGAAUUUGCUCCGUUGGAUCCGGGACGAACCCGCGCCUGGACAGCAUCUCUUUGGGUUUUUUUAUACGAUCGGACGUUACAGGAGCGUUGCGGUGGCUUGGCUUCUGGAAGAGGUUUUCAAGCUGAUGAGUGCAGACAGGAUCACCGUCCAGUAUCUUGCAAGGGAGGCGGGCGAAUGGAGCCACCUUUGUAUAGCAAGUGUGAAGAUUGCCGAGAGGACAAUCCGGCAAAGCAAGAGCUGAAGAGAGCUCUACUCAACUGA
Messenger RNA from Cladocopium goreaui, 915 nucleotides. The record is from the annotation of a GenBank genome assembly. NCBI's taxonomy places the organism in Eukaryota, Dinophyceae, Suessiales, Symbiodiniaceae.